Daphnia pulicaria is the source of this 861-nucleotide messenger RNA. RefSeq lists its product as uncharacterized. The coding region runs from base 1 to 861 and encodes 286 amino acids. The transcript has a single exon. Gene Ontology annotation, molecular function: ubiquitin conjugating enzyme binding; ubiquitin protein ligase activity; cyclin binding. Gene Ontology annotation, biological process: protein monoubiquitination; protein autoubiquitination; protein polyubiquitination. NCBI's taxonomy places the organism in Eukaryota, Metazoa, Arthropoda, Branchiopoda, Diplostraca, Daphniidae. Gene Ontology annotation, cellular component: nucleus; cytosol; ubiquitin ligase complex. The record is from RefSeq and is a predicted model, not a curated record.
AUGAAAAGCGGAUCAGAAAGUGUCGAAGUAUUGGACUUGGUUGCCUUGUCGACCAAUGCGUAUAAAAGCCAAGGGAAAAUGUUUCAUCCGAUUAUAGGAAAAGAUUACCGCAUCCAGUGUGCUGAGUGUCAAUCUGUUCUCAUCAAUCGUUCUAAUUUCAAGCGUGUGUUGCCUUUGCCUCGCUCAUCGUGGAGUGAAGCCGCUUCCGACUGGUAUUGCCAUCGACAUGAUGGGGACGCGGACCAUCAACUGGUACCUCGUUCAACCGAUUGCCUGUUUGGAAGUUGUUACCAUGCUCUCACGACGAGUUUGCUCAUUGAAGGGAGCCUGGAAACUGCAGGCAGAGAAUUAUUAUGUUCUAAAUGCCAAGCCUCUGUCGGUCUAAUGGAAGAAGGCCUUAUGAAUGUAUGGUGCCACUCCAUCAAAUGGUUUCUGCUUCAAGAAAAUGAUCAAUGGAAGAUGAUAGAAGACGUAACGACGCCACUGCAAGCUUUUUAUUUCACACUGUACGAUGCAUUAGAAGAAGAAAAAUCAUUUUUUGGUCGGAAGCUAGCCUUUCGAGAUGGUGUAGGAGGCGGUCAGACUCUCCUUUUAUGGUUUGUAGGCGACAACGGAUUCACCCUUGAUUCCAAGGAAUCUGCAUCAGAGAUCGAACUGCGUCAAAGUUCACUCCAUAAAGUAUUGUACAAAUCGGAGAAUUCGACAAGCAAGAAAAUUCCCAACGACGUGAUUGAAUACCAGGUGAGCAGAGAGAUGAUGAAUAGUGCCUUGUCGGUAUUGCGCAAUAGUUCCGAGCAACUUCCCCCUGGAUGUCGAACGGCCGCUGGCUUCUCCAUAGGCUAUCUGUCUCUUUCCUCGUGA